AUGGCCGUUCGCAGUGCUUUUGACCCCAAGGACAUGCCCUUCAGGCACCUGGGCCCCACCGGCCUGAAGGUUUCCGUCUUCUCUCUCGGCGGCUGGCUGACCUACGGCGGCACCCAGAAGGGCAGCAUUGUCAAGGACUGCAUGCAGGCCGCCUGGGACAACGGCAUCAACUUCUUCGACACGGCCGAGGUCUACGCUAACGGCCAGUGCGAGAUUGAAAUGGGCGAGGCCCUGAAGGAGCUCGACUGGCCCAGGGACGAGUACGUCCUGUCCACCAAGGUGUUCUUCGGCACUGGCAGGAAGGAGCCCAACACCCGCGGUCUCUCGCGCAAGCACGUCGUCGAGGGUCUGAAGUCUUGCCUGGAGCGCCUGCAGCAGCCUUACGUCGACAUCGUCUUCGCUCACCGUCCCGACGUCGGCACUCCCAUGAAGGAGAUUGUCGAGGGCUUCACCCAGGUCAUCCGCAACCUGAACCUCGCCUAUUACUGGGGUACUUCUGAGUGGAGUGCUGUUCAGAUCACCGAGGCCACCUUGAUCGCCGAGAAGUACAACCUCAUCGCCCCUGUUGCCGAGCAGCCCCAGUACAACGCCUUCCACCGCGAGCGCUUCGAGCUCGAGUACGACCCUCUGUUCAAGCAGUUCGAGUACGGCACCACCAUCUGGAGCCCGCUCGCCUCGGGUCUCUUGACGGGCAAGUACAACGACGGCAUUCCCGAGGAUUCGCGCUUUGCCAACAACAAGGCCUUCUUCGAGAACACCAUCAAGUCGCUCAAGGAGCCCGAGGGUCAGGCCAAGAUCGAGAAGGUCAGGAAGCUGACCACCGUUGCCGAGCGUCUCGGUGGCACUCCCAGCCAGCUUGCCCUUGCCUGGGCCGCCAAGAACCCUAAUGUCAGCACUGUUAUCCUCGGCGCCACCAAGGUCGAGCAGAUCCACGACAACUGCAAGGCCCUGAAGCUCCUCGACAAGCUCACUCCCGAGGUUCUCGAGGAGAUUGAGCAGAUCCUGGACAACAAGCCCACCCCCAAGCCCACUUUCGGCAGGGACAGGUUGAGGCAAGCGAAGCUGUAA
Molecule: messenger RNA, 1068 nt
Organism: Lasiodiplodia theobromae
Lineage: Eukaryota; Fungi; Ascomycota; Dothideomycetes; Botryosphaeriales; Botryosphaeriaceae
Product: Voltage-gated potassium channel beta-2 subunit
Exons: 4
Coding region: 1-1068 (355 amino acids)
Source: RefSeq, a predicted model, not a curated record